Lodderomyces parapsilosis is the source of this 1014-nucleotide messenger RNA. RefSeq names its product malate dehydrogenase (gene MDH1). Gene Ontology annotation, molecular function: L-malate dehydrogenase (NAD+) activity. Lineage: Eukaryota; Fungi; Ascomycota; Pichiomycetes; Serinales; Debaryomycetaceae. Gene Ontology annotation, cellular component: cytoplasm. Gene Ontology annotation, biological process: malate metabolic process; tricarboxylic acid cycle. The record is from RefSeq and is a predicted model, not a curated record. The coding region runs from base 1 to 1014 and encodes 337 amino acids. The transcript has a single exon.
AUGGUUAAAGUCGCAGUUUUAGGUGCCGCUGGUGGUAUUGGUCAACCAUUAUCUUUAUUAACCAAAUUGAACCCCAAUGUUGAUGAAUUGGCAUUAUUUGAUGUUGUCAAUGUCCCUGGUGUUGGUGCGGAUUUAGGACACAUCAACUCCAACUCCACUACUGAAUCAUUUUUACCAUCUUCAAAGGAAGACAAGACUGCUUUGGCUAAUGCGUUAAAGGGGGCUGAUCUUGUUAUUAUUCCAGCUGGUGUUCCAAGAAAACCGGGUAUGACUAGAGAUGACUUGUUCAAUAUCAAUGCAUCUAUUUGUCAAGGUUUGGCUGAAGGUAUUGCUGAAAAUAGUCCCAAGGCAUUUGUUUUGGUUAUUUCUAAUCCAGUCAAUUCAACUGUGCCAAUUUUUGCAGAAACUUUGAAGAAAAAGGGUGUUUACGAUCCAGCUAGAUUAUUUGGUGUUACUACUUUGGAUAUUGUUAGAGCCAAUACUUUUAUUGCUCAAUUGUAUCCAAAGGAUACCAAGCCAACUGAUUUCAACGUUAAUGUUGUUGGUGGUCAUUCGGGUGAAACCAUUGUUCCCUUGUACUCAAUUGGCUCUACCAAAAAGUAUUAUGAUGAAUUGAAUGAAGAACAAAAGAAGGCUUUGAUUCACAGAGUUCAAUUUGGAGGUGAUGAAGUUGUUCAAGCCAAGAAUGGUGCUGGAUCAGCUACUUUGUCAAUGGCCUACGCUGGUUACAGAUUGGCUGAAUCUAUUUUGAAGGCAGUUAGAGGCGAAAAUGGUAUUGUUGAAUGUACAUUUUUGAACUUGGAUUCAAAGAUUAAAGGUGCUUCUGAAGCCAGAAAAUUGGUUAAGGAUUUGGAUUUCUUUUCAUUGCCAGUUAAAUUGGGCAAGAAUGGUAUUGAAGAAGUACAAUAUGAUAUCUUGAAUAAGGUUAAUGAUGAUGAAAAGAAGUUAUUGGAAGUUGCUAUUGAACAGUUAUCUAAAAAUAUUGAAAAGGGUGUUGCAUUUGCCAGCAAGUAA